GAAGCCCGGCGGCUAGGCUAGACUAGACGCGUCGGGAGGAGCUGACCGGCGGCACGUGACCGACAGCAAAGGCCGCGGCCCAGAAAUAGCUGCCUCCACGGUUCCGCCCCGCGGCCGGCGAGAGCUCUGGGAGACGGCUGGACGCAGGCUGGGCGCGGUGCGGCCCGGACGAUGCUGCUGAGCCCCGGCCCGGCCCGACCCAGAGCACAUGAUGGCGAUACGGGAGCUCAAAGUGUGUCUUCUCGGGGACACAGGGGUUGGGAAAUCAAGCAUUGUGUGUCGGUUUGUCCAGGACCACUUUGACCACAACAUCAGCCCCACCAUUGGGGCGUCUUUCAUGACCAAAACAGUGCCUUGUGGAAAUGAACUUCACAAAUUCCUCAUCUGGGACACCGCUGGCCAGGAGCGGUUCCAUUCCUUGGCUCCCAUGUACUACCGUGGAUCAGCUGCAGCUGUCAUAGUCUAUGACAUCACUAAGCAGGAUUCAUUUCAUACCUUGAAAAAAUGGGUUAAGGAGCUGAAGGAACACGGCCCAGAAAACAUUGUGAUGGCAAUUGCCGGAAACAAGUGUGACCUCUCUGAUAUUAGGGAGGUGCCCCUGAAGGAUGCUAAGGAAUACGCUGAGUCCAUAGGGGCCAUCGUGGUGGAGACAAGUGCAAAGAAUGCCAUUAAUAUUGAGGAGCUCUUUCAAGGAAUCAGCCGGCAGAUCCCACCCUUGGACCCCCAUGAAAAUGGAAAUAGUGGAGGGAUCAAGCUUGGGAACCAGAGCUUGCAAGCCAGCCGGCGGUGCUGCUGAGCCAAGGGAGUGGCAUCAAGAGCAAGGAGGACGGAGCCAGAGCCCUCUCCGGUGUCCAGUGCACACAGAAGAACCCCAACCACAGGGCUAACUCUGCCUGCUGGAGAGUGAGCAGCUUUGUACCCUGGGAGACCUGCAGGAUGCUGAACAGGGAAGUUUCCUGAAAAGAAAUUUUGGAAAACUCACCAUACCACCACAACGUGGCCUUCGGUUUAUGAAAUGCACACAGCAAGGCUUAUACUUGCUAGGUAAUAGGUAUAGUUGCCAUUUUUGUUAAAGAAGUAUUAGAAAAUUUUUAGAUUUGUCCACAAACCUCACAGUGCUGUUCUUCAUUGAUUUACUGUCACCUAGUCAGAUUUCAAUAAUGUCUUCAGGACCAGGGCCUUCCUUUCUGGCAAGUUCACCAAAAAGGCAAAGGCAAUAUAGUAGGUUAGCUCUUAGCUGGCUUUGGAAGUAAGCAUUUAUUAGUUUUCUGAAGGAAAUCGGAGAUGCACAGCUGUGCCAUUGUUCAAAUUGAGAAGUGAUCUCCUGUAAGAGAGGCAAAAGUUGGAUUAGAAAUUGCCAUCCCUGUCUCCUUUCAUUUAUCUGAUGAACAUUUUUCUAAAGUAUGGUCAUUUGUAAAUCAACCAAGUCAUAUUACAAUGUUACAUAUAAUUUUGAGGUUGGGAGACUCUGAUUAAAAGAGUUAAGUAGUUGCUAUGUAAGCAGUGGUGGAUGGAAGAUAUAAAUGGAAUUCAGGGUACCCCCAGCAUGCAUCUGCCCAUAGCAACGAGUUUCUACUCUUGGGAAUGAUUAUUUCACAGAGCAUUAGGAGACAAUGUCAUGAUGUCACAUCUAGGGAUAUUUGAACCUAAAUUGUAGGGUAGACUUCUGUUAAUAGCAGCUAAUCAUAGGUUGCAGCAAACCAGACAGAGGAAUGUUACCACCCUAAAAUUCUGGACCCCUAAAAGGUAUAAAAUCACAAGAGUCCCUUAAACUUUGCUGGCUUUGAAGAAAAAGGCUGUCAAGCAGUCAGUGCCAAGUUCCAGUCAUAGACGGUGCUUGUCAACUCCAGGAUGUGAACUUCAAAUUCAAUGUAGUCUUCUUCCUGCUUCUCCCAACUUGGGGGCUAAUUGAAUCUUAGAAUACAUGGGAUAGCAAAUACUUGUCUUGAUUCAAGAGUGUCCCUAGAUGUCCCAUAGCAGAUGUCUCAAACACUGUGAGCAAAUGGCUUCUGUAUGUUGUGCCAGGGCCUUCUCAAGACCGUCAGUGCCUGUCCUGUGUCUCCAGCAUCAGUGGCUGACAGGAUUCCAUGUGCUGGCAAAGACAGUCAUCUACUCACUAUAGGUCCAACAAACAAAGUACAAUUGAGUUGAAGUCAAAGUGGCCUCUCUCCAGCUAGUAUCAAGCUUAUUUUUGAACUUUUUCCCAUUUGGGGGGAAACUUUUGCUGGGAGCUUAUAUUUACCUGUCUGUCUGUCUGUCUAGAUUUCUAAGCCAAAAUGGUACCAUUCCUAGGAGAGGAUGCCCCAGCUUUGGAUUGGGUUUGCAGUGGUUGAGUUUUGCAUGAACUGUUUGGGCUUCACCUUGUCAGUGAGCUGCCCUGGGUGGAUUGGAGAAGCAUUGAUUUUCUCAGUCUGCAUUGCCAUUGAUAUCAAAGCCAUGCAGGGGGUAAGUAUACACACAUGCCACCAGCAUGAGCAGAGAUGUGGCAUUUGGACACACAAAGAUUCACACUGUUUUGGGCCUUCUCUGCAGAUAGGUGCUGAAGCCUUUAAUGCUUUUCUCCCCUUGGCUUAGCAUUCCUUUUGGGAUAUUUUAAGAAUUGACCCUAAACAAAGACCUAGAAAUGACAGUUGUUCCAGACAUAGGAUAUAGUGUCCUUCUGGUUACUUCCCAAAUUCUCUUCCCAACCUCCAAUUUCUUAUCUUUCACAGGUGGUAGGUUUGUAUAUGUGUAAAUAUGAUUUUAUGUCAGCUAUACAUGUAAUCCACUUCAGAGUGGCUGUGUUUGGCUCAUGACCUUGUGUCCUUAAGUAAGGCACAGAUUGUUAAAGGUAUCCUUUCUCAGUAGAUGUCCCUAAGGACAGUGGCAGGGUUGUACAAAUGUUUUAUACAAGUACAGAAUUGACUCUCCAUUUUUCAUUAAAAGUGGUAUAUUAGGGUUCUGGAUAUGAUGUCAUCUUGCAGACUAAUCUGCAUUCUAGCCAACAGCAAGGGCUGUGCCCCAGUGGGAGUCCUAUUCUUUCCUGCAGUUAGGUUUGGAGGGUCAAAAUAUUUCCUCUGUCAUCAUGGACUCUGGCCUGUGUAGGCUUCUUGCUGCUUUGCAGCAUUCUGGGCAAGGACUAAAGAGGCAGCAGUCAGCCAGGGAUUCUGGCUGUGCUCACACGUGAUCAUGCUUUUCACCAUUGUUGUCAUGACACCCAGUGACUCAGCAGUCAUGCCAUCACACAGACUGUCGCCCUUUCCGGUGUUUUUGUAAAGGGUUUCCACUUGGGCUGGACCCAGGUUUUGCACCUAGAAGACCCCUCUGCAGACACCUAGGACCUUCGCAUCUUGUACUCCGUUCUAUGAUAAAGCGUUUCAGUCAGCAAUCAUUUGUAUCAAUCGCUUUUGAUUUUAACCCAUUGGUUUGAUUCAUACUAAUAAAUAUUUUAAGUUUUA
Molecule: messenger RNA, 3437 nt
Organism: Grammomys surdaster
Lineage: Eukaryota; Metazoa; Chordata; Mammalia; Rodentia; Muridae
Gene: Rab31
Product: RAB31, member RAS oncogene family
Exons: 7
Coding region: 209-796 (195 amino acids)
Molecular function (GO): GTP binding; GTPase activity
Source: RefSeq, a predicted model, not a curated record